AUGUUUAUACAUAAGGGUGAUGACUCAACGAUAACGCUAGUGGGCGUCUACGUGGACGACCUGUUGGUGAGUGCUAAGAUGGUCUGCAACGUGAGCAAGUUCUUUAGUGACAUGAAGGUACUCAAGGCGAAGGACCUAGGUGAAAUGUUUAAGCUAUUGGGACGUAUACCGAGAAUGUUGGGUACAUUUUGGAGCAAACUGAAUGCAUUCGCGCUGGGGGAUUCUGCGCGUAUGCUUAUCGGUGAAGAACAAAAACGUCGAAGAUGA
Molecule: messenger RNA, 267 nt
Organism: Peronospora belbahrii
Lineage: Eukaryota; Oomycota; Peronosporomycetes; Peronosporales; Peronosporaceae
Source: the annotation of a GenBank genome assembly